Molecule: messenger RNA, 363 nt
Organism: Psylliodes chrysocephalus
Lineage: Eukaryota; Metazoa; Arthropoda; Insecta; Coleoptera; Chrysomelidae
Source: the annotation of a GenBank genome assembly
AUGGAUCACAAUAAAAGUGAAAUUAAAAAAGAACUUUUCGUAUCAAUUGCGCUUGAUGAAACCACAGAUGUAGCAAACUUAAGUCAAUUAUACAUUGUUAUGCGAUAUGUAUUAAAUGGCAUUCCUCAAGAGCGAUUCUUAGGAUUUUUGGACGUCACUAGCGAACGAACUGCAGAUGCGUUGUUUGAAAUUGUUUGUUACAUUAUUUCAAGUUUAGAAUGUGGUUCUAAGCUUGUUGUCCAGAGCUACGAUGGUGCUGCUGUAAUGGCUGGCCAUUUAGGAGGCCUUCAAGCUAAAGUAAAAGAGAAGUUUAAACAUGCAAUUUUUUUGGUUUUAUCGCGAAGUUUUCUUUUCGACGCUUAG